CAACAAUUUAAUUUUGAUUUGUAUCACUUAAACCUAUCAUGACUGUUACCUACUUCUGUUCUUUUCUUUUAAGAUAAUAGGAGCUUUUAUAUGAAUUUGAGAAAGAACUUAACGAAUACGCUUACGGACGGAAAUACUAUAAAGUACGUUUUAAUUAAAUUGUUGCGAAAAUAUGCAUUAAGAAUUCGUUUAACUUGUAACUAAAAUGUGUAAAUGUCCAUCAAAAACAGUUUUUAUAUUUUGGUUCUUUGAUUAUUGGCAUCUUAUUUCAACUUUUUGAGAUUUUAAUUACGUAUUGAGAUCAUAACAAUAAUUCAAUCACAUAAAUUGAAAUUCGGCUAGUGUCGCACAAAUAUUAAGUCUGUGACUAACCUAUAUACUACAAAAUUAUUCGUAGUGAUGACUUUGAUGACUAAAGUCUGAAGUCACUGAACUGAACUACUACGGUCAAAUAUGUAGCGUUCCAGGGCAGUUGUUAUGUCAUAACUAUGAAGCAUAAUCAUAAGUAUUCAACUUAAAAUAAAACAAGAAUUACUGAUGCGUAUAGACUUACUAAAGGAUUAAAAAGUUAUAUAAAAUGUAGUAUUGAAUACUUUGAAAAUAUUGUAGCUAAAUUAGUUAACUAAUUUUAUUACUAAAAACCUGAAAAUAUCAAAUACAGUAGUAGUUCUGAAAGCACUCGAUGUAGGUCAAUGGACCACAGCUGACGAUUCGGCGGACUUUUUUUGACAUGGCUUUUGGCUUCAUUUUAUUAUUUUGACAUUUCGUGAUUUCGAUGUCAAGCGCUACGUAUUUCUUUGGAAAAAGUAAUUUUUCCAUCCUUUUUAAUUCUUUGUGCAGUUUUUUCAAUUGCAUAGAAUCUUAGGGACGUGGGUGAAAACCAUCGCAGUGUAAAAAUCAACUGCAGACACGAGAAAUUCCGCGAGAACCAUGUGACACGAAUACGAAAAAGGGCUUCCAGACCGUCAAUGUGACAGAAAUGUUUUCUGCCAUCGCGACGAGCCAGCGCCAGCGCGGAGCCGACACGAGCACGACGCGAGAUAAACGAACGGCGAUAUAGGGCAAGCGCGUCAAAAAUGAGCGCGAGAUGGCCAGCCCGCCACCGAACCCUAAGGAAGGCGAGGAGGGCGGCUCCGAGUUCAAAGAGGAGCCGAGCGGGGAACGCCCGGCCGCCCCGCAGAAGAAGUUCAUAGCGCCGCCCGCGUCGCAGCUGCCCACGAAGCUGCAGUACGUGACGCUCGGCGCGUCAGGCCCCAGCGGCAUCAAGCAGUUGUUUCGUACGGUGAAGGUGGCGCGGCGGGUCCCCACGCUGCCGCGAAGGCCGCGCGAGGGCGAGGGCGGCGCGCCGGGCGCCUCCGCGCCGCCCGAGCCGCGAGCACCGCGUGCGCGCAAGGAUCAUGCCAAGCGCCAUGUCUGCGACACUUGCGACAAGCGCUUCUCCAGCCCCGGCAAGCUCACCCAGCAUGUACUCUCACACACUGGGGAGCUGCCUUUCUCUUGCGACCUGUGUGACAAGCGUUUCAACUCCAAGUUCAAGCUUGUCCGACACAAUUUAAUACAUAGUGAGGCACGAGCCUUUGCAUGUAAUGUUUGCGGUAAGACUUUUAAUCGUAAAGAUCAUCUCACCAACCAUGUUAGAGUGCAUAAUCCAGUAAAAAACCUUUAUACAUGUGAUCGGCCUGAUUGUAGGAAAUCUUAUACAUCCCUCAUGAGUUACAGAAAACAUGCCGCCAUACAUUCUGCAGAAGAGGGAAACCUUCAGUGUACAAUAUGUGAUAAAAGUUUUACAACUAAGCAAGAUAUUAUUUAUCACCUUAAAGUUCACACUGGCAGUCGCAGUGUUAAAAAUGAUUCUGAUAAGAAAUUUACAUGCAAUUACUGUGAUCGAAAAUUCUUUACGGCAAAAGAUGUGCGUCGACAUCUUGUUGUUCAUACAGGUAGACGUGAUUUCCUAUGUCCAUAUUGUCCCCAAAAGUUUGGGCGAAAAGACCAUCUAGUGCGGCAUGUAAAGAAUGCCCAUCCUGAUGAAUCUUGGACAUCUGCUGCAGUGGGUACUUCCAGUGAGCCACCACCUGAGGCAUCUGCAUUUGAAGAAACAUAUACUGAAUACCCAAUCGACAGUACAGAUUUUUCUUUGUGGGAACCAUCUUCGUCUAAAGAAAGUACUUCAGAAGCAGGUCCAACGAGAGUACCUUCUACUGAUAUCAUAGUUGAAAUUUCGCCUACUCUUGAUAUAAAGGUGGAGCCAGUAGAAGAAAAGCUGGAGGAUCCCAUAGAAAUUAAAAUUGAGGAGCCACAAUCACCAGGGUGUACAUUAUUACCUGUAGAGUUCCCGAUGAUGUUUAUGGUGGCCCCACCAUACUCCCAGACGCCGUCCGACUUGCCUUUUAUGACGACGCAAGAGUUGCCUGAUCCAAUAGAGGCACACUUGCUCCACUCGGGUAGCGUGGAGUCUUUGCUAAUGGAUCCUGGCGAGGGCCCUUCGGGAUUAUCGAGCCAGAUGCUGGAGCUGCUAGAGGAAAGUGAGCCCACUUACGCAGGUGAGGAAGGCCGGGUCCAACAACGACUGCCAGCGUUCACGCAGGCUUUUCAGACGGCGCAAAGCACUAAGCCCCCGCCGCCGCCGCCCCCGCCACACUAACCUAGCCUCACCUCUUACCUCGAAACCAUUCAUACUUUAAUUUACUGCAAGAGGUUUUAAAAUGUUAAAUUAUACUAUGGAUAGUUUCAGUUGGUUCGGAAGGUGGGAUUCCUGCAUUUAGCUUAUGUGAAUACCAAACUACCUCACUAGGUAAGGUUGAUCUAAGCUGUAAAUAGUCUUGAGUGCAGUUAGUAAUUGAAUAUGUAAUAGGUAUUGUUGGACUUGUUAUAUUUUCACUAUGUACGCAUACAAGUGUGCAUGCAUGUAGCGGAAGCUAGGGGGCUCGCGCCCUCCAGUUUAUAUUGCCAAAUUGUAUAUUUGUACGUCUCAGGUAUACCAAAAUUACUUCCGAAUUCUACAUGAAUAUGUGAUCUAGUCGUGUAUGUACUUUCGGAAUAAUAUAUUGUUUAUUUAUAGCGUACAUGUAAUACGUUUAUGGAGUAUAAUUGGGACCAAGUCUGUGAGCUAUUAGAUGGGAUUCAGUUAGUGCUUAGUUGAGCCGGCCGCUCGGCCGGGAUGUGGAAGUAAGCAGAAUAUAAGCAGGGUGUAUGACUCUUGAAAGCAGUAGGCUAUUAUAAUAUGUUUUAGAGAGGCUUACUGCUUUUGACGCGAUAUUGUAAUACAACAGAGAGCAUAUUCCUUUCGAAUCAAUAAAGUGAAUGUAAUAUUCUGCCGGAGUAGAUUAACAUCAGAUCUGUCUAUAACUAGAUUGAAAUAUCAUCCUUAAGUGUAAGUGCUAAGUGUUUGUAACAAAGUAAAACAAGUGAUGGCUUCAUAUAUGAUAGUAGGGUUCCAUUUCGUUCUACUGUACAGAACGAUGUUGAAGUCCUUUCAACUCAGCAGACUUGAGCUAGAAACAAAAUGCAAUAAAAAUGAUCAAUAUACCUCAGAGGCACUCGUGCUUCCAUAUAGAAUAAUAUAUAAACGAAACUAAUUGGGUGUGUGUCUGAUGAGCAAAGUAGACUUCGUGUUCGUAGGUAAUUUACAGCGUUAUCAUUUUUAUUAUAACAAAAAUGUGCCAAAAGUGAUAGGAUUGUGGAUAAUUAAAGUCGACGAACGUUUCAAAGAUCGUGUUCAAAAUCCGUUUUUCAUUUGCUCGUUGGACUCGCGUGUGCUGGAGCUAAAAAUCAUACUUUAGAUCUUCCGUUCGAUCUGCCGUUAACGAUUUUAGGUAAGUCGAAAUUUCAUUGUUUUGACCUUAAUCAAUUUUUAAUUUUUAUCACAAAAAUUUUUUUUCGGAACUUGUUACUACAGAAGCAUUUUCUUGGCAUACGUUUUAGAAUAAUGAGCCAAAUUAUGUUAUUCGUUUAGUGAUGUGUUGAAGUGUUAGUGUCUGAUGUUGAGAAUAAAAACGAACAAUGUCCAGUACGAAAUGGUAGGAUGUAACUGCUGCUAUUAGGUGCCUUGCAUUCAAACCAACAGUCAUGUGCGCACGCUGGGUUCAACUCUCGAUGGCAUCCCUGUUAACUCACUUCACCGUACAUGCACGUUCUUGUAUUAUUAAUUACUUUUCAAGACAUAUAUUUUUUUUAAUGUAAUUAUCAGUUUCAAAAGCUUAGGGCUCCUGCACACGGGCCACCGGCCACAACCACAAAACGCCGCUACUGGCAUAUUUCCUAUAUUCAGUUUGUAUAGAAGAGCGAGCAGUGUCUUGUAGCGUGUGGCGACCACUAGCUUCAACCUUAUGCGACGAGUCCCUAUAAACUACAGUAAAUAUGCCUGUAGCGGCGUUUUGUAGUUGUGGCCGGUGGCCCGUGUGCGACGACCCUUACAAUCUCCUGUUCCGAUAUUCUUAUAUCUGAUUUACGUAAUUUUAACUUCUUUUGUUUAUAAUUCAAAUUCCUACCUCUAACUUAACCCGUCUUAACUUCUAUUAUUUUUUCUUUUAACGGAAAUUUCUCCUCAUAUUUCUUCUUGAUGCUUAUUGCAUUCAACUAAUUUUAUUUCAUUGACGAAGUGUUGACUUCCACACUUUUUAUCUGCCUUCGGUACACCGAUUAUCUUGUAAUACUCUUACUAAUUUGAUUUGAUUCAAUAUACUAAUGAUUUUUUAACGUAUACUGUCAUUGUUUCAACGAGAGAUGACCAGUGCUGUAAAGGCUUAGGAUAAAGGUUCCUAUGUUGCAACUUGACGCGUUAGUUUUGAUCCUCAUUUCCAAACGACAGCCCCCAGGAGUAUUUCAUACGAAUGUCUCAUUCACUGACACAGUAACAUAUGUAAAUGUUAAGUAUAAUAUUUUUUCGGUAAUAUAAAGGUUUAAUAAUAAUGGUCAAUGUCUGGCGUCUAGUAAUGCAAGGAGAGCAUAAUUAUGGUGAGAUCAUGGUACACGCUUGUUAAGUAGAAUAUUAUGUGAAUAAUUCUAAUCUUUUAGGUUAAUAGGACUGUAAAAAAUUUAAUCUACCUCAAACGCAACUUAUUCUUACUUCUAGAAAUUUAAUUGUACUAUGUUAGGUUAGUGAAAAGUUAGUUUUUUUUCUAUUUGAGAAAUACACGACCGAGAGGGUCGGUCGAAUCAGUUAACACCAUGUUGUCUUAAUUUAAUGUAAGUGUGUGCUGCAUAUCGAAAUCUUUAUUGAUAUACAAGUUAAUAUGUAUGAUUAUUAUUAAUUUUGCUUUUUUUAUUUUAUUGUGCUCUAUAAGAGUGGCCUUUGAGUUCAAUGUUGGAUAGUUUUCGGAUCGAGUUAAUACAUUUAUAGUUUACAAUCUAAAGAUCUGGAGUUUUAAAGAUAAUACAAGAAAAAAUAAAAAUAAAAAAAAGUUUAUAUAAUAAUGUUAGGACCUUUCCUAUCGCACAUUUGGUAUAAGUAAAAAUAAGAAACGUUAUAUAUUUUGUAUAUCGAUGAUUAUACAUAUUUCUUUUAUGCAGAUAUCAGAAAAGAUUUCAGCAAAAAUGUUUUUUAUAAAUAUGAUUUAUAUGAAACUGUUAAUGUUUAAGUUUUAUUUGACUGUUGUAUGUAUUGGAAAUAUUUUUGCUAAAUCCUUCCCAAGGUUGUAGACUGAGAUUCAAUCGGGUUGCUGCCUCGCAUAUGACUUGAUUGUCAAGCCUCCGCUAGAGUUAAAUGCAGUUUUUUGUAAUUUUUUGACUUCUGUAAAAGCAUAAUAAUUAUCUUUUUAUAACUUUACAAAUCUUCAGGUUAAAUUACCAUAAGAAUGAGAGAUGGUGCAUAUAUAUCUCGUGAACAAUAUUUUUAUAAGUUUUAUACAAUUUAAAACCAAGUUUCAUAUUGCGUAUAGCCCCAGGCUAUGAACUGCAACACACCGAUUUUCCACGAUCAGUCUAUGCCCUUUGCCACUAGUCAUAUACAAUAGCAGUACAUAAUAUUCUCAAAUAGGCAGUUAUACUGAGUGAUAUUUACCUAUCUGACGAUUUACAAUAGUUUUACAGCAAUUGGUGCAAACCACUAAGUACAAAAUACAUAGAAUGUUAAGAAUGUUCAGUUUCAUCUAAUUGUGUAAAGCGACAUCUCUUGAGGAAAUCAAAAACUAAAUUCAUAAGUACCUUUGUUUUAUAAAGAUACUUCAAUCAAACAAUUAGAUGAAAUUGACGUUUACCCUCUUUCCUCAAACUUUUAUUAAUGAUAUAUGUGUAUCAUUUAAUUAUACAACGACACAAUGCAAUAUAUUUUUAUAAUGAUUUUUUUAGAUUUUAAAAUAAUUAUAAAAUAGUUAACAUAUCAAAGACUACCAUGUACGGCCGUUUUUGUUGUCAUGUAACUUGAAUAUUUAAUAUUAAAGUUCACCUGUAUUUAUUUAUUUAACAUUUUAUAGUUAACAGAUGUCGAUUGACGAUAAAAUAUAUCUGUUUUGGCGACACUAUGAGUGUUUACCUUAUAUUUUUAUUGGGGAAUAUCUAUGCAUAAUUGUUAACUUUUUUUCAAGUACCCCCAGUUUUUUAUAGUUCUUAUUUUAAUGAGUGUAACUCAUUAUAUUUAUAUUUUUGUAAAAACGAAAUUAUGUUGUGUAAUACCAAAUACAUAAUUAUUAUCAUACUUUUUAUUUUGUGCUUACAUUUGAAAAGUUCCGAAUAUUUUUUUUAAAUUGUCUUUUUAAGUUGGUUACUGCAACGAAGCCGCGGUGAGUUUGUAAUUAUUGUACAGAAUCAUGUUGAAUAUAGUUUAUGAUGCCUUUAUUGAAAUUGCAUUUUUGAAACGUAUUCUUUGACAAGGAUUAUCUUUGAAAAUAAUUGUAAAUGUUUCAAAUCUUAUAUGUAAACGUUUAAAACUUAUAAAUUACUUGGUAGAAUUUCUUAAGUAAGAAAUAACAGCAAAAAGAAUGUCAAUGCGAUAUACGUAAUUUUGGUACAUAAAUAAUAGGGGCCUUGUAAUAAAUAUUAAAAGGAAAGAUUUAUUGAUAAAAACGAAAAAAAUAUUUUUAGAAAUCGUAUGAUAUUUUAUUAGAAAUGAUCUAUUUUUGUUACGCUUUUAUGGAGUAAUAGGUUUUGAAUGUUUAAAAAUAACAUUUCAGAUUUGUAAUUAUGUUGAAAAUUUAGAUUAACGCACAUGAAAUCAUUUGCUACAAACUCAUACAAUUUUACAAUAAACUUGAAAAACCUAAGUAUUUUUGACUUCUUGAAACUGGGAUAAUGACAAUAUUAAUAAUGCUAAAAUUAUAAUACUUUAAAACGAUACACAUUUUUCACACCUGAAAACUUUGAAGCGCGUAAAUUGCGAAUCUAAAAUUUCAACAGUAAAAUUACAUAUUGGCAGUAGUUUGAUUAGAAUUUACAAAUUAACCAAUUGUUGUCACCGGAAAGUCUUUAUAAUAAUAAAUUAUAAACAUUGUACCUGGUUUAUAAUAACACGAUGUAAUGGUCUUCAUUGUAAUAAAUAUUUGGAACAUC
This is a messenger RNA of Trichoplusia ni (cabbage looper), 7482 nucleotides long. RefSeq names its product zinc finger protein 391-like. NCBI's taxonomy places the organism in Eukaryota, Metazoa, Arthropoda, Insecta, Lepidoptera, Noctuidae. Gene Ontology annotation, biological process: regulation of transcription by RNA polymerase II. Gene Ontology annotation, molecular function: RNA polymerase II transcription regulatory region sequence-specific DNA binding; DNA-binding transcription factor activity, RNA polymerase II-specific. The record is from RefSeq and is a predicted model, not a curated record. The transcript has a single exon. The coding region runs from base 1088 to 2641 and encodes 517 amino acids. Gene Ontology annotation, cellular component: nucleus.